AUGGCCUCCAGCUGCAACCACCCUAUUGACUUGGCAAAAGAAUAUGCAUCAAUGUCACUUAGAGACGAUGAGGAAGUUGAGUUCUCUAUUGAAGAGGGUGACAGUUCCGACACUCUGGUGGAAACCCCCUUCAUCCUGCUCGGUAAGCUUCUCACAGAGAAAUCCACACGUUUUAACUAUCUAAAGGACACCAUGGCCACAGUAUGGAGACCCAAAAGAGGUAUGAUAGCGAGGGAAAUCUCUACCAAUCUUUUCCUAUUCUACUUCGUCCAUGAACUCGAUAUACGAAAGGUGCUCAACGAGGGUCCCUGGUCUUACGAGCAAAGUCCCCUUUUUCUCAAACAGAUCGAGCCAAACACCUCCCCUCAUGGAAUCCAACUCACUCAUGCAGAUCUCUGGGUCCAAGCUUACAAUAUUCCCCAAUCAAUGCAAACCAAGAAAAUUGCUGAAAUGAUUGGAGCCUUCUUUGGUUCCUUCAUAACGGCAGACACAGAGAAACUAGAAGGCCUUUGGAAGGAUUUCAUGCGGGUCAGAGUGCAGUUAUACGUCUCAAAACCCCUCAAAAGAAAGAUGAAGGUUAAACCUCCCAAGGGUGACUCCUUCUACAUCGAGUUUAAAUACGAAAGACUUCCAACCUUCUGCUUCAUAUGUGGGCUAAUCGGACACAAUGAGAAGUCCUGUGACAUCCUUUUCGACUCAAACCCAGGCAGCGUUGAGAGGUUUUACAGUCCAGACCUCAGGGCCACCGGUCGGAGAUCGCAACCGUGUGCUGGUCAACAGUGGAUGCUCCCGGAGCUACCUCGUCGUAAGACGGAAGGAGAAACUCAAAAGCAUACUUUCAACCCUGACAUCUCUUCAGAACAGACAGAUAUUCCUCUUGAGGAAACCACAUUUCAGAAGGAUCAGUCUGUCCCCCAGUCCUCAGUUCCCUAG
Ipomoea nil (Japanese morning glory) is the source of this 933-nucleotide messenger RNA. RefSeq lists its product as uncharacterized. The record is from RefSeq and is a predicted model, not a curated record. The coding region runs from base 1 to 933 and encodes 310 amino acids. The transcript has a single exon. Lineage: Eukaryota; Viridiplantae; Streptophyta; Magnoliopsida; Solanales; Convolvulaceae.